Molecule: messenger RNA, 2359 nt
Organism: Austrofundulus limnaeus
Lineage: Eukaryota; Metazoa; Chordata; Actinopteri; Cyprinodontiformes; Rivulidae
Gene: hebp2
Product: heme binding protein 2
Exons: 5
Coding region: 146-724 (192 amino acids)
Cellular component (GO): cytoplasm
Molecular function (GO): heme binding
Source: RefSeq, a predicted model, not a curated record
GUCCAACCAAUCAGAUUUCAGGGUUUUGUAACAGGAACCGACGAUACGAAAACAGAUACAGACUGCUCGUCGCUUGAGAGGUUUGUUAGCUUAAUAAUUGUAACGAGUUUGCUGUCGGAACACGGCCGCCUGUUGACAGUCAGUCAUGCUGAAAGCUGUAGGACAAGUUUUGUUCUCCACGGGACUGCAGAACCCAAAAUACACGGCAGAAGAGGCAAAGGAAAAGGACUAUGAGAUUCGCACUUAUCACGCCACUAAAUGGGUGAGCACCUCUCUGAACGGGAUGCAGUGUGACGAAGCCAUGAAGACCGGCUUCCGCAGACUCUUCAACUACAUCCAGGGCAACAAUCAGAAAAAGGCCAAAGUGGAGAUGACUGCGCCCGUGACGUGCCGCGUGGUCCCCGGAGCCGGGCCGGCCUGCGAGUCUCAGUUCACCGUUUCCUUCUACAUCCCAGACGAGCUGCAGGCCGAGCCGCCGGAGCCGAGCGAGCCCGAGGUGUUCGUGGAGAACAGGAAGGAGUUCACCGCAUACGUCAGGACGUACGGCGGCUUCGCCAACGAUAACACGAGGCGAGACGAGCUGCUGAAGCUGACCGAGAGCCUGAAGAGGGACGGCGUGGAGUUCGUGGACACGCCGUUCUACACCGCGGGGUACGACAGCCCCUUCAAACUGACCAACCGCAGGAACGAGGUGUGGGUGCUCAGGAAGGAAUACGAGCCGUAAAAAACGUCACUGGAACUUAGGCUACGUUCACACUGCAUGUCCUAAAUGCUCAGUUCUAACUAAAAAAKAGAUUUUUGCUCAGAUUGGAUUCGUUUGUGUGGUCGUUCACGUUACAGUUUAAUGCGAAGUUGUAGAAAAAAAAAGUGACCCACGUUCGCAGAGGACGUGCCGUCACACUCAAUGACUUCUGGAAGUAGAAACAAACCCAAAUAUUUACUGUAAAUUCUGAGUCAUCAAGAAAAUGAGAAAUACGGAAAGUAAAAAAAAAAAAAAAAAAAAGAAUCGGAGCAACUUGUGUUCUGUAGCUGAAAAUGCAGAGCUCUAAGCUUUAACUGCGUUUGUGUUGAUGAUUGAUCUGUAUACACAGGCCUCAAUGAUCAGACAAUAUGUGACGUGAUAGCUCAGGCCGAGGUCGCUUUGAAAAUUUUUUGAUAUGUAUUUAAUGUAAUACCACAUGAAAAUUACUAAAAAAUGGAUUUUUCAUUUUAAAAAAAUCAAUAUGGGUCACUGAUGCCUGCAGUGUGAACGUAGCCUUAGAAACUUAAAUAUAAGAACUGAUUUUUAAACAUGAUAAAUUUAUAAAUUCAGCAGUUUAUCAACUUAUUAAAAUUUGAAAGGGAAAAAAAAAUGUAUAUUUGACUUGAUAACAAGAAACACUUGGUUUAAAGAGCUGCAGUAGAGCAUCUUUUAAUUUAAAUACACAUCAUGGAGAAAAAUGAGMAAAACGUCCAGCAGGGGGAGCUGAUGAGUUAAGCUGAUGAGAAUUAUUUUUACUUUUUGAUUUUAAAAAGGGAUUUUUUUCUUUGUAUUUAAAAACGCUGUCACAUUAGACCACUUAUUCCAACUUAUGAAACAUAUUUUAUGUCUUAASUGCUAAUAAAAAAAUUAUAUAUUAGAUCAAUUGUGUUCGAAUUACAUGAGGAACAUGCCUAAAAGAAGCUUCCUGUUGACUUUUUUCAAUUCCAUCUCCAAUGUAGAUGUCUUUAAAAUGUUUAUAAGUUGUCUCAUGUGACAGGGCCUUAACUGACGUUCCUUACACAACUAACUGCCUGAUGAACACAAUUGAAGGAAAGAUGCACUUUUCUUUAAAGAGAAAGCUGACUAAUUUGUUUUUAGUAGGAAUCAGUUGCUCCAACUGUUCAUACUCUAAACUGUAAACAAACCAAGAAAUGAAAAGUUUAGGACUGUGCCCUGUAUUUUUAAAUAAAUGUUUGAAACAAAGGAUCCUAUUAAGCUUCAUAYGAACCAGAAGAGUCAGUUUAAUUUCUUAUCUGAGAACCUGACAAACCUGGUUUUCUGCUCGGACCUCUCAAACAUGGCAGCUGCUUUUAAAUCUGAUUUGAUUACCGACUGAGUCACUAAAUCUGGACCAAUCACAACACCGAAGUGUCUUUAAUUAAAAUUUUACUCUGAAACUUAUUAUAAAUUAAAUCAUGUAACAUUACAGGCUGUGGCUGUGAGCAUUUAUUUGGUGUCUGUAGAUUAGGGUCUAAAUCAGAAGCAUUAACCUGGUUUUUUUUUUAAAAUAUAUUUAAAGGGAAACUGAUGCACAAACAGAUCACUGAUGUCUGAAUGAUAAUAAAUGUAAAAUGUCACAUGAUCAAUAAUAAAUAAAACUCAUUAAAUGAUCAGUUA